Messenger RNA from Nymphaea colorata (pocket water lily), 603 nucleotides. RefSeq lists its product as uncharacterized. The transcript has 2 exons. The record is from RefSeq and is a predicted model, not a curated record. NCBI's taxonomy places the organism in Eukaryota, Viridiplantae, Streptophyta, Magnoliopsida, Nymphaeales, Nymphaeaceae. The coding region runs from base 92 to 388 and encodes 98 amino acids.
UACGCGAACUAUUGCAGAUUGUUAAGAGGAGCACGAACACUCUUGCCCUAGCCCAAGAAAUAGAGAGAGGGAGAGAGAGAGGUUGAAGACGAUGGCUCUCAAUGGGGUGCGGUCUGGCCUGAAGCUCCUGAGCAACUCCAGUGGCACCCUCUGCAGAUCUGUGACACGGUCGGUGCACUCAACGAGUGUGAAGAGAAUGGCAGGCGACCAUGGUCAUGGUCAUGGCUCAGAGCCAUUCUACAUGCACGCAAAGCACAUGUACAAUCUGGACAGGAUGAAGCACCAGAAGUUGAAGAUGACCCUUGGUGUCUUGACCUGUUUUACGAUUGGAACGACGGUUCCCAUCGUUGCUGUUAUAUUCCAACAGAAAAAGACGGCAUCUGUUUGAUCUGCUCUCUGCCAUUGAGUCUCUGUGUAUUCAGAAUUGAUCUUAUUUCUUUUCUAGACUGAAAGGGUGUGUUUGAUUUAAAGAUCUCCGGUGAUGCUCAAUAAUGACUCCUUGUUAUUGACAAGAUGAGUAAUGCCUGGUUUUUCCUUCUUGAAAUGUUUACUGCGGACCUUUUGCUAUCCAGAUACUUCCUUCGACAGUCCUUUUCUUUUUAA